ACAUUUAUGGCUCAGGAAAAUUUUACUAGACUCCAUUUGAUAAAACUAGAACUGUAAUUCUACUAGAUUGCUCGACUGUGAUUUAUUUCGUUUAUGGUUUCGCUCGCAGUGACGUUCUAAUCGCUAAAAUGGCGAAAUAGUGUGUUGAUAUUUACCUAAAAAAAAGGUUUUCGUCGCUGCGCGCGGGUGUAGGGAAGCUCUUAAUCCGUUAACACAUACAUACAUCCGUAUAACUAUUUCACUGCAUUCGUGGAGCGAUGCAAUCGGUUGCUGCCAGUUCCGCUGAUGAUGUAUCGAUGUUGGUUAAACGAGACCAAAACUGUCAAGCGGCUGAUGAGAACGCUGGCGAACCGUGUGGCGAAACCGGAGGUCUACGCAUCCUCGAUGACUUUCGCAAAUUGUACGAGAGUCGCAUCGAGAAAAUCGACCGGGAAUCCGCUGGCGAGUCUGACCGAGUUUCCAUGAAGCUGCAGAUAAUGAGUGAUUGGAUUAAGGAUUUAGGGGAGCAAAAUGCAAUGCUGGUACACACGGUGGAAGACUUGGAGCAGACUGCGUGUAGUAGAGUCAAGUUGUUGGAGGAAAAGUUGAAACAAUCGUCGCAGAUGGUCGUGGACAAUCUAGCAAUAUCGAAUCAUUCUGAAAAGACUCUGAACACUCUUUCGAAUCGCGUCAGUCAGUUGGAAAAGGAUGAGGAAUAUCUGCAACAGAAAAUAGAAUAUCUGCAAAGUGACAUUAGAGGGUUAUUAGAGGUAAUACGACGCGCUCGUAGGCAGAAUAUUUGGAGUCUGGAAGGUAUCACGUUUUUUGAAAUUCAGCCGGAGGAUAUUCCAAUUUCAGUGGACUGCGUGUGUGGUCAGGAACAGGUCGAGACUGAAUAUAUAAAGUCCUUAAAUCUUCAAGUGGGGCAACUUCAGGAAAAUGAGAAACGAUUGACAAGAUCGCACUUGGAACUGGAAGGGAAGAUAGCUGAUCUCACAACAGAGCUAUUAAUCAAGGAUGAGACUAUAAAAAAGUAUGUUUCUAGACUCCAGUGCUUUUGCGAGAAGCUUAAAGAACAUGCUAAACAAACAAAUCAAGUCAUUAGUCAUCCGUUGACAGUCACAGAUCAAGAUUGCAAUAUUAUCUUAAUACCUGACAUUCUGGAAAGUGUAUUAGAUGCAAAAGAUACGGAAAACCAAAGCUUACGUCGACAGCUUCAGGAUAUCGAGUCCAAGCUUAUGGUGCAUACUUAUGAAAACAAUAUUGAUACGAACAAUCUGCGAAUACAACUGGAAGAGAAAUGCAAGAGAAUACAAGAAUUGGAAGAUAAAGUGGCCUGCCUCGAAAAAGAAACUGUGGACACGCGGGAUACACUGACGGCGGAGAUUGCUACGUUAGAAAAACAAAAUUAUCAUGCGAACAUAGGAAAUCUCCUGAAGGAUGAUCUGAUAAAAGAAAUGCGCAAAGGAUUGAAACAAGCAACCUUAGAGGACAUGCCAUCUCGAAAGGUCUGCAUUGAUACGAGUAAUUUUCCAGAGAGGUGUUCUCUACCUUCGAUAGAUACUUCGCCUCCUAAAAAGGAUGAAUUUAUAACUUUCCUGAACAGUACAAAGGUACAUGUACAAAAAGAAUGUGACAUCUUGUCCGACUUAAAGUUCGAACUAGGAAAAUUUGUAGAAAAAUUGGCUGUAAAAGAUAAUGAGACGAAUGCUUGUAUUAUAUCCAACAAUUGUACAAAAGAAAACAAAAUGUGUGCAAGUGCUAUGUCGGACAAACUAGUCAACUGCAUCGAGAUUAUUACGAAAAUGUACUCGGAAAGAGAGAAGGAAAUUACGCUUUUCGACUGUAUGAUGAAGAAAGAACAAAAUCAUUGUACAUGCGGCGAAUCGAAGAACAUCAAGUCAUAUAUAAACAGACGACAAUUUAAAUUGAUGGAGGAAUACAGGAUAUGCACCGUGGAAGUCCAAGCAGCAACGGAGGAUAUUCGCGAGGAGAUAAGCACCGUUCUCUCAUCAUUUAAUUCGCGACAUCAAAAUUAUGAGGAACUAAGCGAGGUGGUCACUGCAGUACAAAGUCACUUAGUGAGAACGCGAGAGGGGCUAGUAGAGGCGAUCAAUAGACUAGAAUUACAAGAAGAAGAGAGGCUGAGGCACAGUGAGAGAAUAAUAAAUGGCAAACUUAAAUUGAAGGACAUAAAAAAUGAGAUUAAUCAGGCCCAGUCAGAAUUUUCUCAUUGCAUUAACGGCCUACAGGAGAAUACACAGGAAUACAAAUCUGGAAACACAGAAGGAUGCAUUGCUAAUGAUCUAUUAGCAGUGAUAAUGGAGGAAAUUGAACAAAUAUUGACUAAUUUGCAAUUAUUCCAAACUCAGGGUAAUUGUGUGACAUCGAUACUAAAAGAAUUAAAAGGCCAAAUAUGUACUGUAGAUUGUUCAUUGAAAGAUUUGCAAAAACGAACUGGUGAAGUGCUUGUUAACAACGAAAUUGCGAAAACAACAUUUUGCCAGAGAGAGAACAGUUUGACCAAACUUGAGGAAGAAGUUGACUGUACACAUACAAAGAUGCAAGAUGUAUUAGAAACUUUACUUUCUACGAAGCAAGAAGAGGAGCAGUCUAUAUAUUGUACCUUUGAUAAUCAGGAAGUAAAUGAUAUAAUAAAAAUGAAGGAAGAGUUGCAUAAAUUAAAAAAAGAAUACAAUGAUUUAAAACUUAAUAUGAUCCAGCAAACAUGUCAGAUGAAACAUGACGAAAAACUGAAUAAAUGGAAAAAUCGUGUAAUCGAUUUGGAAGAUCAGAUUAGAAUGUUGCAACAUGAGGUGAAAUGUAAACAGGAAGCAAAUAAUUUCUUGAAGAACAGCAUCCAAUCUACGGAGAGAGAACUGAUGGCUGCACGAAAAAAGGCAGAUUGUUACAGACAGAGUCACAGUCGAGACAGUAUGGAAUUGAAGAAGAAGAUAACAGAGUUGGAAAAUAUUAUCAAAACGCAAAGAGAGGUAGAGAAUGAUCUCAGAAAAAAUUUAAAUAACGUAGCAAAUAUGAAAAAAUCGGCGGAAAUCUCAAAUGCUUUUCACAUGGAAUACAACACAGAAGCACUCUUACGUUGCGACUAUCCAUCCAAGCAUGAGAAUAUAUCUCAUUUAUUCAAAAUUGUGCAAGAUACAAUGCAAUCUGCAAAACUGGCAGUUCAGGAAUUCGAAAGUGAUCUUAAAAAAUUGAUACGUGAGGAAUCAUCUCUCUCCUCCGUUUCUGCAAAAUCUGUCAUGACGCUGACGGAAUCAUUGGGAAAAUGCAGAGAGAAAUUGGACAUGUGCUCUCAUGAAUUGAGCAAGCUUAAAAGUGCUGUAUAUUCCAAAGAGAAACUUUUAGAAAACAUGGAAGAAGUUAUACGUAUACAACGCGAUUCCUUAACAAUGAGCCAAGCAGAAGUAAAAGAUUUGCAUCAAAAAUUGCAAGAAAAGAUCGACAAACAAAAUCUCGUCAUUGCGCAAUACGAGAGGGAUAAAAACGAAUUGACGAAACAGAACGAGCUCCAAAUACAGACUAUUGGCCAUCUGCAAAACGCCGUUGUUGAAGCUAAGAGAAAUUUGGAUCAGAUGGGUCAUAAGGCAAUGAGCGACCUUUGCAAGAAAGAUGAAACUAUUCGUCAACUAGCAAUGUGCAUUGACGAGACGCAAGAUCAAUACAAUGAAUGUUUCACGGAAGUGACUAAUCAAGAUUUGCUAUUGGAUUUGCAACGAGAUGCCAUUGACACUCUACAUAAAAGGAUUCAUUGUCUGGAGUAUGACAAGAAGUUGAUCGCUACUACAAUACAUACAAUAUAUUACUCAGUUUUAAGUACAAUACAGGAACAGAUUUAUGAUCACGUGAAAGAUCUUCGAGAAUUGAAAUGGAAAAUGAACAGUUUUAUGGAGACGAAGAAUCUCUCCGAUGGUAAAUAUAUGAGCAAAUCGUGUACAAUAUAUUUUGACAAAAACUGUGAUACUCAAGAUUUGGAGUAUUCUUCAGAUGACAUGAAAUGUGAAACGUCAUAUAUGGAAAAAUAUUCAGACAAAGAAGUAAUUUUAUCUGAAUUAAAUGCAUCGGAGUACGAGAUGCUGGUUAUUCUGUGUGAUCGAGUAUACUCUUUAAAAACUCUAUUACAAGAGAAAUCAGAUAAUAUGGUGAAAUUGCAAGCCGAUUACGAAUUGCUUAAGAAUGAGAAUGCUAUAUUAAAAAAACAGAGUGACGUUAUUGAAAUUCAAACUAAAGAUGAUAUCUUGAAGCUGAAGAAAAUGCUCAAAGAGACGCGCUUAAAAUUGCGUGAGACAGAAAAUAAUCAUCAGCGAAUGAUUGAAAAUUUUGAUAAAGUCCAAGAACAAUUAAUGUCAGCAACAAAACAAGAAGCUGAGUCUAAAGAGUCAUUAACGGUUAUGGAAAAAGAUUACUGUUCUAAGAUUGGAGAAAUAGAAAAUGAAGCAGCAAAUCUUCGCAAUUUGGUGGAUAAACUAAAUGAAGAAUUAGAGGAAACCAAAAGAAAACUUACAUUGAAGGAUGUUGAGUUGUGUCAAACGCAAGAUACAUGCAAGAGUUACGCUGAUCACUUGAAUACUAUACGUCAGGAUCUGGAAAAAGAAAAGGAGGAAGUAACGAAGGCAGAAAACAUAAACCGCGACUUAAUUCAGCAGCUGCAAGACUAUAUAAACGACAAUUACCAUCUCGGUCAACAAAAAUUUUCGCUUGAACAAGAUAAUUCCACAUACGCAACUGAGUUACAGAGUAUGCGCAAAUCCUUGCACGAGUUGAGAAGAGAAUGCCAUUUAAAAGAGCAAUCUUUAACAUGCAUGUCAGCCGACCUGACUGAAGCAGCUGUAAGUAGGUCGGAACUUUGUAAGGAAUCUCAAUACAUACUUUCGUGUGUACGUGACUGUCUGGAACAGCAAAAGAAAUACAGUGAAACCUUAGCAAAAACUCUGGAAAAUAAGCAGCAGCUUUUAAUGCAACUUAUAUUUGAGAAAAAGACUCUAUUAAUUAAAAUGAAAAAGCUGAAACGAAUUAAUCUAUUGGCGCAGAAACCGAAAAGAACGCAUAGGCAAUUGACUAGUAAAACUAUUAGAAAGCAUGUAAACGGUUAUAUUUCGCCAUCAGAUACAGUGCGCCAAAAUGCAGACGCAAGUCCAAUUCCAAGUUCCAAUUAUACAGAUUUAUAUAAGAAAUGUUUCAUGCAACCAAUCAAGACUGGCCAGCGACGUGUAUCAACGUGUGGUGACUCAUGGUGGUUUCCUAAGAUGGAGCAUGUAAUAAAUGAGGUGCGAAAGAGUAAUCAGUGGUGGAAUGAAAAUUUCAGUAACGAGACGGAAUCCGACAUUUCGUUGGAAGAGAGUCGCGAUUAUGGUUAUCAAUCUUCUUCCACAAGUAAAUGAAGAAGAACAAGAAACGUAUCCUGAUGAAGACUAAAGAAGUGCAAUUAGUGGCACAAGAGCGUGUACUGUUUUUCCUAGAAUAUAAAAUAUCUUUUUCAAAAUUAUGGAGAGAAAUUAUUAUUAAUAAUUUCUGAAUCCGUCGCAAUGUUGCCGACAUUUUUCAUCUCUUUAUAUUGCUUCAUCCACUUACUUGCAACCUGCUGUGACUUUCUUAUGUAACGGGCAGCGGCUGCAAGUGAUUAUUCGCGGCUUUUCGGUGCGGACACAAAAACACUACCUCAAAUCGGCUAGCAUACGCAGCACUCAUCUUAUUUACAUAUAAUUAUCAUGUAGACACUAAACUGAGAUCUAGCUUUCAAAAUUAACUUAAUUACUAAUUUUGCCGUACGAAAAUGUUACAUGCUAGACAAUGAUAAAUACCAACUGUUACAAUUAUUGCGCAAAUAUGCUCUUGUGCCACUUGAUUGUUGGUUGUAGUAAUGCGAAAAAGAA
Messenger RNA from Ooceraea biroi (clonal raider ant), 5870 nucleotides. RefSeq names its product sporulation-specific protein 15. The record is from RefSeq and is a predicted model, not a curated record. Lineage: Eukaryota; Metazoa; Arthropoda; Insecta; Hymenoptera; Formicidae.